Cladocopium goreaui is the source of this 837-nucleotide messenger RNA. NCBI's taxonomy places the organism in Eukaryota, Dinophyceae, Suessiales, Symbiodiniaceae. The record is from the annotation of a GenBank genome assembly.
GGUAGUCCUGAGGAAUGGUGCAGGAUGGCCCCUGGAAAGGGAUGCAAGGUGUUGACUCCAAAACCCUACUGAACCACAGGGAUUUACCCUGGGGUCUGCCUGCCUGGCUAAACACAUGGCCACUGCUCCCCAUUGUCUUCGCGAUGUGCAUCUAUGGGCCCAUUCGACAUUCACCUGCCAUGAUGGUCACAAUUUUUGUGGCCAUGGCAUUGCCCAGGAGAAACAGCUUCCAAAAAGGCGGUCAAAUGAUCAAGAACCUGGGACAUCUGGGGCCUCCAGAUGCUGAGACACUUGAAGGCAUUUCCAAGCGCGCGCGAUGGCAUUUGCAGAGACGCCGCCUCUACGUGAAAUGGGCAGCUGAUCGAGUGGAUAAAGAGCUCCAUUGCGCUUGGCGCUCAGUGUUGCCGUUGUCUCCUCGCCAAGCAAUUGCACGUGCAGUUGGAGGAGAGAGUAGGAGCCUGCUGUGCUACCACGCAGCUGCUUCAGCAGGCUUCCUACUUCCACCCGAGGUGGUCUCAUGCAGCUACCUGCCGGAGCCAGGUCUCCGCGCCCAUUGCGUGCGCUUGUUGAGGGAGCAGUGGGAAAGCGAAGCCAGGCAUUUGGCGUCCAUCCCAGAGGAGGGCAGUGGCAGUACAUGGGGUUGGCUGAGAAACAAUGUGGACUCGACAUGCGGCCUCGAAGUUAAGGCUGAUUCUGUGGAGGUCUACUGAGAAAAUGCAGCGAAGGUCUAAUUCGAAAUCGCCAUGGAUCGAUGGCUUUCGAUUGCGGUCCUUUUUUUGGGUCAAUGCAUGCUUGUUUUGAGCAUUGGAGAUCUCAGGGUGGGCUCAGUUGAAAUCC